This is a messenger RNA of Pelobates fuscus (common spadefoot toad), 2714 nucleotides long. It is a transcript of the gene POFUT4, whose product is annotated as fucosyltransferase 11. The transcript is spliced from 3 exons. Lineage: Eukaryota; Metazoa; Chordata; Amphibia; Anura; Pelobatidae. Gene Ontology annotation, cellular component: membrane. Bases 12 to 1949 code for a protein of 645 amino acids. The record is from RefSeq and is a predicted model, not a curated record. Gene Ontology annotation, molecular function: alpha-(1->3)-fucosyltransferase activity.
AGUGCCAGCAGAUGCUCCAGCAUGCCACAUCCUGUUGGGAUACAUUGUAUCCAUCUCUGCCUGCGGGAGAGCGGCUGAUCAGCACCAGUGAGUUCAUUACAAAUAAAAUCACCAUAACAACAAGAAGAAUGGCAAACUGUGCUGGCUGUACAUGGAAUGUUGGGACCAGUACUCUGUAUAACUGUGCAUUACACACACUGCAUGGUGAGAGUUGUAAGAUACUCCUCACAGCUACAGCAUCAAACACUGUAUUACAUGAUUCUGUGGUUAGAACUUCCCUGCAGCCACUUUCCCAUAGGACUAGAUGUUCUUGUCUUGGUUAUUUUGUUUUAGUCUGUAUCAUCUUGUGUAUGUUGUUUCCAGUCUCUGUUAUGGCAGAGUGGGAUCCACUGGCACCAAUUACAGACUAUAAAGAAGCUGUAAACCAGCAAGCAGCUGUAGCAGCCUGGCCAGAUCCAAGUGUAGAAGAAAGCAUCCAACCCAGGGAUCCUGACAUCCAUAGUUAUGGUCAGGACAGCAGCUCAGUGGAAUCCCAUUUUUUCCUGGAAGAUAAUUUGGUACUGUCCUCUGAUCAGUGGGACCAGUCAUCAUUUCAGCCCUCCAGUGUGUUUUCUGCUGCUGAUAUGGGGGCAAUAAUUGCAGACUCGUACAGGGGUCCAGGCAAUAGUGACACAAGAAGCAAUAAAGAGUUACCCAUUCUUUUGUGGUGGAGUGAAAACCUUUUCCCCCAUUUCCCAGGGCAUACUGAGAGGAUUGACUGUCCACACAGCUCUUGCAUGGUGACAAAAAGCAAGAGUGUGAAACUUCACAAGAGGACUAAAUCCAUUAUCUUUUAUGGAACAGACUUCAGGGCUUACGAAGCACCUCUACCCAGGCUGCCCCAUCAGACUUGGGCAUUGUUUCAUGAAGAAUCUCCAAUGAAUAACUAUGUCCUGUCACAUUUGCCUGGAAUAAGGCUGUUUAAUUACACUGCCACCUUCAGGCGGGAAUCUGAUUAUCCUCUCACCUUGCAAUGGCUGCCCACCAUUGAUUACUUGUCGAAUCCAGCCAUUCCUUUAGAAGAGAAAAAUAGGUGGCGUGAGAAUGGCUAUGCUCCUGUGCUGUACAUGCAGUCGCACUGUGAUGUCCCUUCAGACAGAGACCGAUAUGUGGAAGAAUUAAUGAGAUACUUGCAGAUUGAUUCAUAUGGCCAGUGCUUGAACAACCGUCAGUUUCCGAACAAGAGACUCGAGGACACUUCCACUGCCACAACUGAAGACCCAGAAUUCAUGGUGUAUACAGCCAGGUAUAAGUUUCACUUGGCUAUGGAGAAUGCUAUAUGUACUGACUACAUGACAGAGAAACUAUGGCGCCCAAUGCAUUUGGGAGCAGUUCCAAUUUAUCGGGGCUCACCUUCUGUGAGAGACUGGAUGCCCAACAACCAUUCACUUAUAGUGAUUGAUGACUUUGCUACUCCAAAAGAACUUGCAGAAUUCAUCCUUUUUCUCGACCAGAAUGAUGAAGAGUAUCUUAAGUUUUUAGACUACAAGAAAUCUGGAGGGAUAACCAACACCUUCUUGAUAGAAAGUAUGGAACAGAGAGAGUGGGGAGUGAACGACAUGACCGUACCCAAUUACCUCAAUGGCUUUGAGUGCUUUGUCUGUGACAAAGAGAAUGCUAGAAUCACAGCAGAAAGGAUGAAUAAGAAAACACGUGGGAAAAGUCCACCACCAGAGCCACACAUUGCUGAUAACACUCAUAUGGCCUGUCCUAUGCCAGUCCCUGGUCUUGGGGCGGCCGAAGACCUUCCAGAGACGGACAGCUGGAAGCAAAUGUGGCUCCAAGAUUAUUGGCAGAGCUUAGACCAAGGAGAAGCACUAACAGCAAUGAUUCAUCGAAAGGAAAAAAACAAUGACAGGUUUUGGGACUUUAUGCAUGAGAUGUAUAUAAAAAGAAGCAUGAACCACUGAACUCACAAUACAUGUGUAUUUUUAUGCCAAAAAAACUUUUUUAUAGUGCCAAAAAUUUCAAAACCAAUUUCUGACCUCAUUCAUGAUUACUUGGAAGGAAAGCCAUUAUAUGUGACUUGUGCAGAUAUGGUUUAUACCAUAUUCACCAUGUUCAAGAUUUCAUUUACUAUAUGAAGAUGUGCUUUAAGCAAGAACUUUGAACCGAAGAGCUCAGCCUUUGUAAAACAACUAGCACGUUUCAGCUUUGACAUUUUGUAUUUAUUUUUUUAUGACCUGGUACAGCUAAAAUCAUUUUUCAUAGUAUGAGUGAAACAAAAGAUUAACUUCAGCCUGCAGUUAUUAGAACACUAUAAACAAACAUGUAAUACUGACACUAUAUGCAUCAAUGCAUCUCUAUGGGGUAACAUUCAGCGCCUCCAUGCAGGGUAUGGAGACGAUGAACAUCAGUGCUGCACAAUGUGCAACACUGACACUGGAAGCACCUCUUGUAGUUGUCUGCGUGAAUGCCAGUAGAGGUGUAACUAAGCAGCAAUGUAAACACUGCCUUUUCUAUGAAGAGGCAGUACUUACACUGCUAAGGCUGCAGAGACAUGCUAUACACACCAGAAUAACUACAUAAAGCUGUAGUGGUUAUGGUGACUAUAAUGUCCCUUUAACAAAGCAUUAUAUACAUUGGAAGGGGUGAGAUGCCUGGCUUCUAGUCCAUGGGGAUCAAUAAGGAAAAACAAAAAAUAUGGAUAAGUAACUUAGACCUCUUUCACACUA